AUGGACUGCGGGGCCGAUUUUGACUUGUAUCAUGUCUCAGGAAACUCUUCUUCUAUAGCGAGGUCUAGCAGUUUUCGUAUAGAAUUGCCUGUUAUUGAUCAAUCGGCAUUCAAACUUCAUCUUCCUCCAGAAAUUUACUUAAAAAUAACCGAGAACUCUAUCUUAAAUACCACGAUUUUUAUCAUCCUUCCCUCUCUCUCUUUUCCUGUUUCGAAUUCAAGCUUUAUUUUCAAAGGCCCUUCUGAUCAUGUAACACGUGGAAUAUUCAUUUCUCAAACAGGAGCUGUCAUUAUAAACGAAAUUAUCGACAUUGAUGGUUUGGCAUCUAUUUCAUCUCAUCCUAAAGAUUAUGCUACAGUGAUACUGCCAUUUACUGUUGCAGAUCAGAAUAAUUUUCUCGUGAGCAGUAUUGCGGAAUCUAGACUCGUCGUGGAUAUUUUAGAUAUUAAUGACAAUGAUCCGAUAGUAGUCAACAAUAAUUCCCGUUUUGAUAUACCUGAAGAUACUCCGAUUGGACAGAUAAUAUUCAAAGUUGAUGCUUUUGAUCCUGAUUUGUCAGCCACCCAACUUACUUUUGACCUUUUGGGUGCUGAAAAAUUGCCUUUCGAGUUUGAUCCGAAAUUCAAAGAUUCACUUCGCAUUAGUCGCCAACUAGAUGCAGAAACUAUGCCUCCUGUUUUUAUUCUGUUCGUAAAAGUUUCUGAUUUCGGCUUUCCUCUCCCUCGGAGCACUAUUGCUACGUUCUCUAUACAACUUGUUGAUGUCAAUGAAUUUGCCCCUCAAUUCGUUGAAGAAUCAUGUGAGGCAUGGCUGGUACAAACAUCUAAAUACGUAGAAGACGCUGAGAGUGCGAUGGGCUUCAACCUUGGUCGCUACUCUGCUGAGGAUGCAGAUCGCGAU
Messenger RNA from Protopolystoma xenopodis, 900 nucleotides. The record is from the annotation of a GenBank genome assembly. NCBI's taxonomy places the organism in Eukaryota, Metazoa, Platyhelminthes, Monogenea, Polystomatidea, Polystomatidae.